AAAAAUAUGCUACCCUUCUUUUGGACUACGUUUAGAAAACUUUCGUUUUAUCAAACGCAAAAUGCACAGAAGUAUUUUUAUAUGUGCCAAAGAUUUAAAGUAAUGAUUGCUGACUGCGUAUUUUGUGCCUCUCAGUGUAGGGUGUCGGUUAGUAUUUUUUAUAUAAUGUAUAACCCACUACGCUUGGAAACAUUGGUUUGAAUGAAAAUAGAAUAUUCAUUAAGCAGUUUAAUGUGCCAUAUCCGAAGGCGAUAAAAACGUCCCGAUAAAAUCCGCCUUCGGGAAUAUCGACACUGCAUCGUCUGCGAAAUCUCGUCGUAUAUCGUCGGCCCAAUCUUGAUCCUGGCUUUUGGCUUACCAGAAAUCGCGCCAAGUUGGAUUCAGCUCUGGAAUCGUUCCCAACCUAUACGAUGCCAUUUAUUUUACACUUUAGAGAAGAUUUCCAGCUUUGCAUCCUUUUUGAUGUCGAAGUUUGCUUUGCUCUAUUUACAGUGGAUUAGGAACGAGUUAAGAAAAAACAUUGUUCUAAAAGUAGCAGUUGCGUGACGAUUACGGCGCAAAUUCAACCAGAUGUAUUCAAAAUACCACGUUCUGUGAUAAAAAUUGAGAACUUUACAUGUAAAGAACGACAAAUUCACUUCGCAGCUAGAUAUUUCUUUUUGAUCACUUUUUAAUUAAAAUAUACCAGCAUGAAACCCAACCUACGCAUAAAUCCUAUACAAUCUUUGAUUAUUAUUAGGCUCAUGAAAUUGUAUUAUUUCGCUAAUAAAAUAGAGGCAUUGACCAGAAAAUCGAAUGACUUAAUUUUAGCGCCAGAUAAAAUAAUUUAACAAAUUCCGGAAAGCGUGCAUAAUGCGAAUUACGGAAAGUGUCUAUCGCAGCCUAUGUUUCGCACCCAAAUGUAACGUUGAAUAUUAGUUCAAUAUUGAUUUAUUAUAUAACAUUUAUUCGGAAUUUAAUAUUUGAAAUGCGUACAGAACACGGACAAAUCGGAUUUUAGUAGCUUUUUAAAUAAAUUGAUUGCGAGCUCUGAUAUCCAUCUCUCUCGCUCCGCUUCCCUCACAAUAUAAAUAUGCUCGUUGAUUUUCGGUUUGAGGUAACGACGAUUUCAAUGGUUUCAGUUCGGUAAAUUGAUGAAUAAAUCAGCUCGGAAUCGAAUGCAUGUAGAAAUCCAUUAAUAUGUGCGAAAGCAAAACAUUAAUGUAUUUUUAAAAGGUCCAGUAAGAAAGUAAGAAGAAAAAUACUACAAAUCCUUUGGAACAGUUAAGAAACCUCUAGAUUUCUGCAGCAAACAUCAUAAAAAUUUGUUAAGAAGUUUUCGUAUUCGCUUACAAAAUUAUCAACUUUGAUUUUUUUUUAUUAAUCGCAAGAUCCCAAAUUGUAAACGUUCAAUAUGCGCCUUUUAACGUAAACAGUCCACAGCUGACGGUGGCUCUGGACUGAACUUCUUGGCGCUUCCGACUCCCGUCAGUUAUUUCGGAAAAUAACUGAAUAUCGGUGCGAGUAGUGGGAGUAAGGGGCCUUUGGGCGUUGAGGGUGGGACUAACCGCGUCGAAGCCUCAAAAACCACGUCGGAUUGGCUAUAUACCGUCUCUCUCUGUAAUUUCUGAGGGUCUCAUUUGGUUGUCUUUUUCUAACUCCCGGCUUUUUAUAUCGUAACGGAGCUGUCUAGCCUCUCUCUGUCUUGCUUGAUGGAGUUGCGUUUUUCUGUCACUUUUUAAAUUGGUUGGCCAGCAACAGAACCGACUUAAGGAUGAUUUCCCUUAGUAAUUCGAAUUGUCAUUAAUUCACAAUUUUUCAAAAUGUGCCACCAUAAUAGCUAUUUGAAUAGGCAUUAUGCGAAGAAGAAGCAACAAAGACGUUAAUUCAACACAAAACACCUCUACCUAAUAGACAUAAACAGUACCAUGGAAAGGCCCGAGUGCGGGUGGCUCGGUUCAAAGCAAGCCGCACUUGACAAUAACAUCGCUAAAGAAGACUAGCCUUCACAACAAACCUUGAAAGUCUUUGUUUCUUCAAGACAAACGCUUAGAGGGACCGACAAGUGUGACUAAUUCUAAGAAAAACAGAUACUUCCUGCACGUUUUGAGUACCUACACAAUUUACAAUGAAUCAAACGGAAAAAUUUUAUCAGCCAAUUCAAUUAGAUGUUGCUGAUUUUGCUUGCAUAAAAGAAAAAAUCUAGUCUCUGUAUGUGCAAGUUAAAAUUGAAAGGGACAAAAGUUUGUCCUUUACCAUGUUGUCCGAGUUGCAGGAAAAAGUAGGAAUGUUAUUGGAUUUUUUGUUCAAUAGUCUCGUUAUUGCCAUUUGGAAUCAGUUAUAUUUAUCAAGUUUUGCCAAAUUGCUGUGUAAAAAUCCCAGCACUGCCCUUUGAAGUUGCAAGUUAGUAUGACUUUGUCUUCUAAGAGAAUUGAUGGCUCCUAAAAGUCUUCGUGACAAAGGGUCAAACUAGCCAUUAAUCCGUAUCUGACUACUCCACACAUUUAACUCGACCAAAGAGCAUAUCUCACUUCAACAAACGAGCGGCCGUGCUUUGAUCUGCUUCAAAAUUUAAAACAUGCAUACGUCUCACUUUCAUUCAUUAGCAGCUCUAUUUUUCUCUGAGCUCGUCAAUAAAGCUUCAUCUCGCUCAUGCUUCUAGGUCCGUCUCUGUUGCUCGCUCCGAUUAUAAAAGUGCCAAAGACUCUAUGCGUCUCUCUCGUGCCGUCUAUUGUAAGAGGACAAAUCACACUCUCGUAUUUAAAAACUGCCCUCCUUUAUGAGUGCUAGGGGGUGGGGAGAUCCCGAAAAUAGGGUAAGGGCCGUGCAUGGAAAAAAUCGGUUAGACUCAGUCCAAGUGAGGGAAUUCGCCGUGAGUGACUUGUUUGUAACCGACUUGACACUUGUAAAGAAGUUUAGUUCGUCUGGAACGCGCGUCACGUGUAGUUCGAAAGUUUGCGGUUGCUUCAUUCAGCUCUUUUUCAUUAUCAGUCUUCUCAGUCUUUGGUCAACUAUUCGGUAUUCACUAUGCGUCAUACAAAGGCACAUAUGAGCAUUUAUCCUGAUAUGGUGGCAGAACUUUCGGCCCAAUAUCUGAGCGUAUUGCAGGAGUUCCAUGGUGAGUUGGUAUCUACCGGUUGUCCAUCGGUACUAUGCUCGGUGCUACCGACUCACUGGAGAUCCAACAAAAGCUUACCACUUUCUUUUAAAGUGGUUUUGCUGCAAGAUGUACCCGAUGGUACUGUUGUGACCGUGCAAGCCGGAAACGACGAAAACAGCUGUGCGGAACUAAAAAACUAUACGGCAACGACCAAAAAUCAAGUGGCCAAGUUUAGCGAUUUGAGGUUUGUCGGGAGGAGUGGAAGAGGAAAGUUUCUCACCGUUAGCAUCACCGUGAAUUCGCCUGACUGUGUUCAAGUGGCCACAUACAACAAGGCGAUCAAAGUCACUGUGGAUGGCCCGCGGGAACCCAGAAGUAAAUCAACGUUUCAAUAUGGAUGUGGCUUUAACAUGCCCAAUUGUUUCUCCCCAUUCCUUUUAAGUUCUCAAUGGAUGGAUCCUGCAUAUUUCAGCUAUGACUAUAUGAGGCAAAAUAGUCCUACGAUAAGUGCAAGUCCCGUUCCUCCAACUACUGGCAAAGGGUUGGACUUUUACAUGUCGAUGGCAAACUACCUGCCAGCAAGGUUUCCGCCGCCGCCUAAUUUCGCAACAGGAUUGGAUCUAAAGUCGCCGUUCUUAUUAGAUGAAAGACACAUCUUGAGUGCUCAUUCGAAGGAAUGGUGUUUGGACCAAAUGUCAGGCAAAAAUCGGGAUGCGGAAUCGCUCAAGACCUCUCCGGAAGUUUCGGAAGAUGAGGACAUUGAUGUGGUAAAGUCAGCAUUUGUGCCAAUUAAACCGGCUAGUUUAACGUCGAAAGCAUCAGUAGAUGCCAAAAUAACGAACGAAAAAAGUUCAGUUUCCAGUAAAGAUCAACAUUUCGAAAAGCAAACAGAUAAAAACACACAAGUGGACGAUAUUACGAGCAAACCGAAAGUGUCGCACCGACCCACAUCUAAAGUGUUUUGGCGGCCUUAUUAAAUGUUCAGUUGCGACCUUACGUGAGGUUUGACCGAGGAAUCGAGAAAACACUGCUGACAGAUACGAAAAUCCAAAUGAGUUGGUAGUAUUAUGUCGCGACGGUUAAAAACGGUGAGAAAAAUUAACCAGCUUAAUAGUGAUUUACGUAACCAGUAAGAUUAUUAACGCACGCAUGUGAAGAUUUGCAAGACGAGGAUGGAGGCCGAGUCGUCUAAUCACAUAAGUGCGUUAAUAAUAUAAUGUCCUACGUGUUACGUAGAAUAUUUUAUCUAGGACUAUAACGAAUAUUAUUUUUUAUUCGAAUGAGUCUAAAACUAAAAACUAAAACCAUUUUUCGAUCAGAAGCGAUGAUCGAAAAGGAGCCCGUUUAUUUGUUUUGCUUUUGCGCACGGACUUUUACGCGCCUGUUCGCAAAAGUAAAGGUGACAAAUUAAACGUAUCACUGUCAUUAUAUUUUUUCAAAUAUUUUCAUUAAAAAGUAAUCGACAUGCUUUUUUAAUGAUUUCAUUAUUUAUCGACAACUAAUGCUAAAUAGCUUGUUUGCAUGCUGCAUAAUUUAAAGUUUACUUACAAUUUGUAAAUUAUAACUUUGUUACAAGUUCAGUCUCAAAGACGUUCUAAUGACCAAUUUUUUUUGCGCUCGCCGAUGUUGCCACACGCAAAGCACGAUCUCUUUAAAUAACGCAAAUUUCAUGCAAAAUAUGCAACUUAUAGAAACACCAUAGCGUGAAAGCAGCACUUGAAUUUUCAAUACUCACUGUUUCACUUGUCGAUUGAAAACGAUUUGAAACGUCAAAAAUGACAUUGACAUCAAAUUUAUCAAAAUAUGAAGUAAGGAGUAACUUAUGUUUCGUGUUACGUCUUUCAUUCGAAUAAAAAAUGUUGUUCGAUACAGGGGCGAAAACUACUGUUAAAGAUUAUUUGAGUAAAAAUAUUUAGUUAUAAAAUUGAAUUCAGAACCCAGGUAAUGAGUCAUUGUCAUCAGAGUCAUUGUCAAAGUUGUGUCUUAAAAUUAUACAUUUUAUAAGGAGUUCAAACGAUGAUCUGCCAUGUGAUAUUGAGAACGAAUAAUUUUGUUUCGUAUCUUGUGACAGGGAAACCAGCGAAGAAACUCCUUGAUUGGUACCUGAAAUGGUGCAGUGAACGAAAGAUUAUCAGCUUAACAAGCGAGAAAUUAUUAUUAGUAUUUUUUAACAAAGUAAGCAAAAUACAUAAAUGCUUUGGUGUUUGAUGUUCUGUAUGGGUGUGUCUGGCUUCUUGGUAUUUUUCUUUUCUUCCCUGAUUUAUCUGGCACAAGAUGUGAAUCAACAUUAAAAAUCUUUGUUCUCAAUAUCAGCCGCUAGAUCAUCGCUUGAACUGAUUUUUAAAUGUACAAUGUGCAUUAUUACUGUUGGUUUUUUUAAAGUUUAUUAUUUAUUGUUCUAAUUUAGCAUUGUUAAAUACUACUACUGUAUAAGUAGUAAUGGAAUAUUGUGAUAGCAACUCUAAGUAGCAUAAUUUUAGGCUUAUAUUUUUGUACCAUAUUACAUAAUAAGAAUAUUUGAAUCACAACAUUAGUGUCAAACUUACUACUAGAGCAAAUAGGAGUUUUUGUAAAACAUUAAUAAUGCACCUACCAUUUAAAUAUAAUAUCAGCCUCAUCAUUGCAGUAUAACUUUUAUGCUUGAGUCAUGGGUUUGACACUGAUGUUGUCGCCCCAUAUAUUAGCGAAAUUAAUAUAGAUUUAUUAUAAACCAAAA
Messenger RNA from Dendroctonus ponderosae (mountain pine beetle), 5795 nucleotides. RefSeq names its product segmentation protein Runt. Gene Ontology annotation, cellular component: nucleus. Lineage: Eukaryota; Metazoa; Arthropoda; Insecta; Coleoptera; Curculionidae. Gene Ontology annotation, biological process: regulation of DNA-templated transcription. The transcript is spliced from 3 exons. Gene Ontology annotation, molecular function: DNA-binding transcription factor activity, RNA polymerase II-specific; ATP binding; RNA polymerase II cis-regulatory region sequence-specific DNA binding. Bases 3007 to 4056 code for a protein of 349 amino acids. The record is from RefSeq and is a predicted model, not a curated record.